AACCCUGUGAGGUGUAUCCAGUAUCUUCCCGAACUCACACUGGAAGAAAGUGAGGCACAGAGAGGUUGGGUAACCUGCCCAAGUCAUGACGCUUUGAGAGGCCAGAUUCUUGACAGGCCAUUGGCUCCAGUGUCCUCACCGUCCCUCAGGGGAUGUUCCUGAAAAGCCUGGCAUCAGGUCCUGAGUGUGGUGGUUCCCUCCCUGGGACACUGGAGCCCCUCCAGCACUUGGUGGGGAGAAGGCAGUCAGAGCUUUCCCGUGGCACCCAAAGAGGAGGCGAAGAGUCUGGGGUUAGAAGAGCUGGGGGCUGAGUAAAUCCUGAAAGGACUCAUGUGGCUAGCCUGGGUCCAAGGACGGGACAGGCGCUUCGGUGGCCCAGGAGAGGGAGGCUUUAGUCCCUUCAUCCCAUGAGCCUGAGGUCACCAACCAAAGUCUGCUUUCUCAGGCUGGGCUCAUUUGGCUGUGGCUCCUCCCAUCCCCCAACAAGAAAUCUUCCGUGCUCCUACUUCCACCCAAAGCCUGAGAUGGUACCUGCCCUGGUCCCCAUAUGCUCCUUAAAGGGGUAGGGAUUGGGGCAGGUGGCUCGCCCCUCACCUCUGAACCUUACUGGGUCUGGAUUUCUCCUUUCCUCCACAGAAACUCCCUUACCCCCGUAUUCCCACCUGAGAGGGGAGUAAUGGAAACGUGCCAAGAAGCUGUCCUCGAGGUCUCCAGCGUCUGAGUCCCUGAACCCUGCUCCGGGUGUGUGUUUGGGGGCUGUGUGUGUGGGAGUGUCCCCAGCUUCCCCUGGGAGCCUAUCCACUCACCCUGUCAGUCCGGAUUCCAUGUUGGUCCCUCUGCCUGGUCCAUGGCAGCCAUUUCCUUUUCUGGUGCAAAGCCCUCUGUCUGCACCACCUUGGGUCUGUGCUGUCCUUGGUCAUUUUUCCUCUCACAAGGCUAACCAUCCUCAUGGAGUUCUACACACCUGACUGUCCCCUGUCCCAGCACUCCUGGGCUGGGGCCUGACCCUGCUCCUUACACACCAGCCACUUGGGCCUCCCUCACCACUUUCUCAGGGGGCCGUGUCUGGGCACAGGCUCACUGACCCCUAGCCUCUUCUGGGCUGCUGGAAAGAUUGGGGACGGUCUCCUAGAGAGCCCCUCACAUCUGUCCCUCUUCCCAGGUCCAGAGAGCCACAAUUACAGUCACUGCAGCUCCUGUCACAUCGCAGCCACACGGCUGCCAAUGACAGCACAGAGGCUGGCACCCCUCCCCCACAGGCCCCCACAGACAGGUCCACGUGCGUCCCCAGAUGCCUGAAUCACUGCUGACGGUUUGGGACCUGGAGGCCGUGGGCUCCUGGGGAGCCACUGGGGAGGGGGGUGGCGGCCACGUCGUCUCCCAGGAACACCUGCGGACAUAAAUAGGCAGCGAGCGAAGGCAGCCCAGCACAGUCCGCACAGCGGCCCCACACACUGUGCCCACCUGCUCCAGGAUGCCGGACACCAUGCUACCCGCCUGCUUCCUGGGCCUGCUGGCCUUCACCUCCGCCUGCUACUUCCAGAACUGCCCGAGGGGUGGCAAGAGGGCCAUGUCUGACCUGGAGCUGAGACAGUGCCUCCCCUGUGGCCCCGAAGGCAAAGGGCGCUGCUUCGGGCCCAGCAUCUGCUGCGGCGACGAGCUGGGCUGCUUCGUGGGCACGGCCGAGGCGCUGCGCUGCCAGGAGGAGAACUACCUGCCGUCGCCCUGCCAGUCGGGCCACAAGCCGUGCGGGAGCGGGGGCCGCUGCGCCGCCGCGGGCAUCUGCUGCAACGACGAGAGCUGCGUGACCGAGCCCGAGUGCCGGGAGGGCGCUGGUUUUCACCGCCGCGCGCGCGCCAGCGACCGGAGCAACGGGACCCAGCUGGACGGGUCGACCGGCGCCCUGCUGCUGAGGCUGGUGCAGCUGGCGGGGGCGCCCGAGCCUGCGGAGCCCGCCGCACCCGGCGUCUACUGAGCCGCCCGCUCCCCCCUCCCGCCCCCGCAGUCCAGAAAAUAAACCUUUUAA
Molecule: messenger RNA, 2026 nt
Organism: Acinonyx jubatus (cheetah)
Lineage: Eukaryota; Metazoa; Chordata; Mammalia; Carnivora; Felidae
Gene: AVP
Product: arginine vasopressin
Exons: 3
Coding region: 1475-1975 (166 amino acids)
Cellular component (GO): secretory granule; extracellular region
Molecular function (GO): neurohypophyseal hormone activity
Source: RefSeq, a predicted model, not a curated record